Messenger RNA from Priceomyces carsonii, 1626 nucleotides. RefSeq names its product Pbp2p (gene PBP2). Gene Ontology annotation, molecular function: mRNA binding. Bases 1 to 1626 code for a protein of 541 amino acids. Gene Ontology annotation, biological process: regulation of gene expression. Lineage: Eukaryota; Fungi; Ascomycota; Pichiomycetes; Serinales; Debaryomycetaceae. The transcript has a single exon. Gene Ontology annotation, cellular component: nucleus; cytoplasm. The record is from RefSeq and is a predicted model, not a curated record.
AUGUCGACGAAUAGCAACAUUUUGAAACGUAAGAAUGAAGAUUUGGAGUCGACAUCGGAUGACCAACUUAACAAGAGAGUUGCGUUGGAUAGCGAGCAGCUCGCAAUAAGUGAAAAACAAGAAGAAGAAGCUCAGACAGCGCCAAUUAUAGGAAGUGCCAAUGGAUCGAUAGAUUUAACUGAUGGCGCUCACGAAGAAGAGAGCUCAGAGGAACAAGAAAACGUACAAAGUGAAACACAGAGUCAUGGCACAGAAGAACCGAAAAUUCAAUCCCAAGAUCUUCAGAAUGAGGUAAAGGAAACACAAGAAGUAAUACCUGACUUGCAAGAAACUUAUCAACCGAAAAAUGAUAGCGACUUGCAAGAACAAGUUCCAGAAGCCGGCAAAGAUGAUACUUACUUUAAUGAUGGGCAAUACGACCAAGAUUAUAACGAUGGGGAUGAUGACCAAUUUUCAAAAGCGACCUCCAAUCACAGAGAGAAGGAGAGUGACCCUACUUAUGUACAGUUUCGUAUGUAUUGUCCUGUGAAAGAAGCUAGCUGUAUUGUCGGCAAGAAAGGAGAGAAAAUAAAUCACAUCAGAGAUAAGGCUAAUGUCAGGAUUAAUGUAAGUGAAAAUUUGAAAAAUGUUCCAGAAAGAAUCGUUCUGGUAAGAGGAGCAGCCGAGAAUGUGGCAAGAGCCUUUGGAUUAAUCGCACGUACGAUUUUAGAGGAGCCUGAAGACGAACCAGCUUCCAUGUUAAGCAAACAAUACAACCUUAAAGUCUUGGUUCCACACCCAAUGGUUGGCUUCAUUAUCGGAAAGCAAGGUAGCAAAUUUAGAGAGAUUGAAGAAAAUUCAGCUGCAAAAUUAAAAGCUGCCGAACAACCACUUCCUUACUCUACUGAUAGAAUUCUUUCAAUUACGGGUGUAGGUGAUGCUAUUCAUAUUGCUGUUUAUUAUAUUUCUCAAGUGAUGAUAGAGCAUAAAGACUGUUUAAAGAAAAAUAAAAUUGUAUACUAUAACCCUGCAAACUACCAUCAUACAAAUUUAAGUACUAACAUGAUGAACAUGUCUAUGAUGCCAUCAAAUUCCAACAUGAUGUUAAUGGGCGGUAACUCUACAAAUCCAUUACUUAUGCAAGGCGUGAAAGAUAAUACCUCUAGUAGUCCCUAUGCACAGCAACAAAAGCAACCUUAUAAUUUUCAAAUGAUGUUUCAACCAUCAGCACACCCUCAACAACAAUAUGCUAGCCCUGUGAGUGCUACUACGAGUCUCAAUGUACCUCCACAGACUCAAUAUACUGACGAGCAUGGUAAUACAAUGAUUGGCGAUGUAAUCACAAGCCCCCCUGUUCAAGUAGGGCCAAACCCAGAUAAAUUUAACGAAGAUAUAUUUGUCGCUAACUCAAGCAUUGGCUCUGUCAUUGGAAAAGGAGGAAACAAUAUAAAGCAUAUUAGGGAAAAUAGUGGUUGUACUUAUGUCAAAAUUGAACCUGACAAAAACCAAUCUAUUAUGGUUGGUGGAAGAGGCUUGACAAAUAUUAGGAAGCUCACCUUGACGGGAUCAUUAAGUUCGAUACAGACAGCCAUCUUUUUGAUUAACCAAAGAAUAGGGGCUGAUAAGGAGAGGAAUAAUAUUCAUUAA